This is a messenger RNA of Archocentrus centrarchus (flier cichlid), 4117 nucleotides long. RefSeq names its product calmodulin-lysine N-methyltransferase (gene camkmt). The record is from RefSeq and is a predicted model, not a curated record. The transcript is spliced from 11 exons. NCBI's taxonomy places the organism in Eukaryota, Metazoa, Chordata, Actinopteri, Cichliformes, Cichlidae. Bases 160 to 1179 code for a protein of 339 amino acids. Gene Ontology annotation, molecular function: calmodulin-lysine N-methyltransferase activity. Gene Ontology annotation, cellular component: cytoplasm.
GGUGAUCACGGUGAAGCCGUGUAUGUGAUCCUUUCUGCGUAGCUAUAGUAGAGGCCUUAUUUUUGUAUGACCACACUGCUGCCGGUAACUGUGACAGCUGCAUAAACAGGAAAACAAAGUGUUUACAGAUUUAUCUCCACCCAGAAGUGCGAAGGUAAAAUGGAGAGGGAUGCCGCUGGUGAUGCAGAAAGGACCGAGCCGGUGUCGCCUUUGAGGAAAAAUACUAACGAAGGCACUCGCGCAGCUGAUUCCCACACCUCCCGGGUAGGGACCUGUACGAAUACUGAUGUCGCUCGAGCGAGGUGGACUCUGCUGAGACAGGUGUUGCGUCAGAAGCAGGUGGAGAGUCCGGAGGUCAAACAGGUGUCUGUUCGUAGGUUUGCCACAUUUGACCUAUUCAGCAGAAAAAGACUUGUGACACAAGACCAUAGCGAUACCUCAGAUGACCAGUGGGUGGAGUACAGAAGUGUCUACUUUCCUGAGUACAGUGCCUUACUUAGGGAUAACUUGGGGCCUCUUAGAGUCAAUGAAGUGCUCAGCAGUUUUGACAACACCGGUAAUGUCUGUGUGUGGCCAUCUGAAGAGGUGAUGGCGCAUUACUGCCUGCAGAAACGUCACAUGUUCAAGGGUGCAGUGUGUGAGCUAGGAGGAGGUAUGACUUGUCUUGGUGGGCUCAUGGUUGCCAUUUGUGCUGACGUGAAGGAAGUUCUGCUAUCAGAUGGGAAUGAGAAGUCCAUUCAGAAUGUUCGACGGCUGGUUGAGAGAAACAGGCAAGCUGGAAAGUUUGGCUCAACAUGUGUAUCUUCCAGGGUAGUAAGGUGGGACUGUGAGAUGGAUAUUUCUGCACUGGAGGGUCACUUUGAUAUCAUCAUGUGUGCAGACUGUUUGUUUCUUGACCAGUACAGAGCCAGCCUGGUUGAUGCUAUAAGGAGAUUACUGCAACCCAGCGGCAUGGCGUUGGUGUUUGCUCCUCAGCGAGGUGAAACUCUAAGACUGUUUUGUCAGCUGGCCCAGCAAGCUGGAUUUUGCAUCACUCAAUACCAGCAGUAUGAUGCUCAGGUCUGGGACAUCCACUUGAAGAUGCUGAGGGAGGGAAAAGACGUAUACGACGAGAAUAUCCACUAUCCUCUCCUCAUCACAUUGACCAAAGGACCUCAACCUGUCAGCCACACUCAGUAAAACAAGACAAGUGACCCUUCAACAGUUCAUAGUACCUUUGUACCACGUCAUAUUGCUGCAUAUGUAAGAAGAGCUGAAUAUUUCCUGACCAUAGUUUAGCAACCUUCCAUAUGCCUAAAAGCUGCUGUCCAUCUAAAAAAUAGUCACUUGCCUUUUAACCAGGUGGCCUGUCAUCCUUGUAACUGACCAAACACAUAAGCUCUAGUCAGCCUGUUGAUCAUCCCUUUUUCAAUCUUCCAUCCACAAAAGUGAAUCACAUUGCCAGUCAUCAACCAACCAGGUAACCUAUGAGUACUGUGUCAGACUUUCAAUGCCCUUCACUGUUAUUAAUCAGUCAUCAUCCUAUCUAUUAAACCAGUUAGUUGCUUAGUCAGUUAACCAGUUGUUCAGUCAGCUAGUUACGCUGACAUUUUCUCCAUCACUCCUAAUAUAGGUGGCACAUUCAGUCAGUUGCCCCCGCUUAACUAGUCAUCAUUAACCCAUGCCACUGUGUUUCUGGCCUCAGCGUGGAGGCCUGUUUUAAAUUCAUUAACUGUCUCAGGCUGUGGAGUGGCUCACAGUUUCCUGUUUCCUGCUUUAAUGUCUUUAAAUGCAACUCAUUCAUCCCAGUCAGAUUAAGAUAAGGUCAAUAUUAAGAACUUAUUUUGUACAUUACUUAGUACAGUGCAUUAACAUAUUAUGCUAAUUCCGACUAAGGAGCUACUGAUUAUACACAAUCUGUAGCUCCUGCUGCCCAGGAGCAGCAACGAGCGAUCUUCGAAGAUUUGUUGAUGUUAUAAUCUGUGUUUUAACUGUACUACUGACACUUGUUCUGAUCACCUCAAGCUUCUGCUUGACUGGUACUUUGUAAGGAAAAAAAAAAAAAAUCAAAGUGCUUUUGAUGAAAUUGCUAAUCAAACUCUUAUGUCAGCCUCAGCUGCAUAUUUUCAGCUGGCUGCAUUCAAAAGAAUUACUAACAGUGCAAGAUAUGAAACAUCUUUGUAACAAAAGUGGCACAGACAACUUAAAAGUGAACCACCUGAUUGUCAACAAUCUGAUCAUGUGGCAGCUUCUAAAAGCUCCUGGUUUGAACCUUCAGGACUUUGUGUGUGUGUGUGUGUGUGUGUGUGUGUGUGUGUGUGUGUGUGUGUGUGUGUGUGUGUGUGUGUGUGUGUGUGUGUGUGUGUGUGUGUGUGUGUAAAGAGAGAAGCAGUGCAUACACAAAUAAUAACUGAUAGAGUACCAUUUGCAUUUAUUGACAAGUGACCCCAAUACUGUGGAACCAAUUAAUAAUAUUAGUGGGUGAAGUAGAUGUCUUAAUUAUCCAUUGAUUUUCCACUGGCUACAGACAAUCUGCUGCAUUUCUAACUGGCGUGUUCACCAUGCUCUGUGACUUCAGCAUCUCAAUCUAAAGUCUUGCCAGCCAUGCCUCUUUUUGCUGGAGCAGCUUAGGUCUCUGAAUGUGAGACUAACUUUUGACUGUAUGUAAACACCUAUGUAUUAUAAUAACAUCUGGCAGGAUUAUUUUUAUUAAACAGAAGAUCUGUUUGUUGAUUAAGCAAAAAUAUUUUCAUGUUUUACGAUAUGGGAAAAUGGUUCUUUCUUGCCACAAAAACAUAAAAGAGCUGAAAGCAUAUAUUUUUGUGUGCAUGUAAAACAAAAGUUUCUAGUCUCUCCUGACAAAAUUGAAAAUCUUGUGGCUGAAGAACAGACCGCUGGAGCACGAGGAGCUACGUCCGGUGGACGUCCAGAUUCAGAAUAUGAUUUUAAAUUGAAAAACUUUGUGCAACAGUAUUUCUGAAAGCAAAGUCCCUCAAAAUCAAUCAAGAUAAUAUAAAUGUUAGAACAAUCGCUUUUAUUUCUGCUGCUUUGUCUUCCUGCUGUUCUACUCAGGUCUUUUCUCAUGCAGUCACCUGUUUCCUGCUUCUUUUUAAUGUUACAUAAAAAUAAAUAAAUAGUGAGUGCCAGUGGGUCACUUAAAUCUAAAGCUGUACUUUACACUGGGAGGGUGUUUCCAUAAUUCACUGUGAUUCAUUACCUUAAGCAGCCAAGAAGCUAUGCAGAAUCUCCUGGUGGCUGGUGUUUACAUUGCUCAUGUUAAAAAAAAAAAUCCGCCUUCAGAAAUGGGAGUGUAAAAGUACAGUAUGCCAGUUUAUCAGUUGUCUCUGAGGGUUUAAAUUGUUCUGCAAAACUGCUCCCAGUGUAAAAGUUUGGAAGGUUGUUUAAUAAUACAUAUUUUUUAAGAUAACAUAAAUGUCCUCCCAGCUGUGACUGAGUACAGUGACUUCAUCACUGUCUACUGUGAUGUCACCAGUGCUGACAGUGUGGCAUCAGGUAUCACUGUUUACUGCGGCAUCCAUGCUACCUUGCUGCUUCGCUCCAAAGCGCUGCCUGUGUUGUUGGCACGUUCAAACAUGAACACACGGUGAUGCCAUCAGUUCUGUAUUUGUGAUAUUAAUGCUUACACUUACCACUUCUCACUGUGAAACCGCUGACAGGCAGUGUUACUGUGGAUUUGCUGACUAAUACUGAGAAAUCCUUAAAAAAAAAAAAAAAGCAGGCCAAGUCCACACUAAUCUGUGAGUAUAAGUUUGGUUCACUUUUUCUCUGUUGAGCAUCUUUUUCUACACCUAACUUUUUUCAACCACCAGAAGCAAAAAUCCAAGAAAAAAACUACAAUUUGAAUAAAAUUGAAGCUGAUUAUAUUCUAUUGUAAAAUAACUACGUGACUUGAUGUACAGAUACCACCUCACCUGUCAUGUUAACGGUGUAGAAGAGUACCUUUAAGAAUUUUUAUAUUUGAGGGUUUUGAUGGCAUAAUGUUAGAAUAAAACUGCAGAUACAUCAGUAAAAAAUGUAUCCACUUUUCUGUGGACAUGGCCUCAUGUAGUGAGUUUCUCCAUUCAGUAUUUUCCUUCUGCUUCAAUGUAAAUGUAUGAGUGGGUGUGUUUUUGUUUUU